AUGAAAGAACAGCAGGAGAUUUGGACAAAGAGGAGAGAGGAGAGAGAUCGAGGCGGGGACAAUGGUGUCAGUGAGGAGGGUGCGGUCAGCAAGCAGGCGUAUGAGUGGGAGGAAGACGUUGUGGAGUUUGUAGAAGGCAAGGAGUGCCGGCGUGAGGUUUUAGACCGCGAGAUGGAUGGGUUUAUGGGACGGGUAGGGUGUGAAGUAGGUGAAGAAGAGCGUUGCGAUGUGUGUAGGGAGCGUGCAUUGCGGAUGGAAGCACAAGUAUCAAGGAGAGGUACAUCAUGGGUCAGCAUACAGAGUGAAGAGGAAGAGGAGUUGGCGAGGCAGCAGCAGCAGUUGAGGCAGAUUAUGAGAGGAGCAAAAGGUCAAUUCAGUGGGCAGAGAUGGAGCAGGUAG
Messenger RNA from Fusarium poae, 399 nucleotides. RefSeq lists its product as uncharacterized. The record is from RefSeq and is a predicted model, not a curated record. NCBI's taxonomy places the organism in Eukaryota, Fungi, Ascomycota, Sordariomycetes, Hypocreales, Nectriaceae. The transcript has a single exon. The coding region runs from base 1 to 399 and encodes 132 amino acids.